GGCAGACUUAUCAACAGACUAAUUCUAUAAACAAAUGAAGGAAUAACCGAGCGCACCAUUGGCUGGUGGGCAGGAGGAGAGAGAGACGCGAGGCUUUCGGCAAUGAAAUUUUAAUUAAUGUGGGUGGGCUGAGAGAACACAACUAAGAGUGUUUAUUAUAGACAAUUUAUUUUCCAGCGCUAAGUCAACAUAAAACAGCAAAACGGACAACAAUUAUUUAACAUUUCAGACCCAUGAAGCGGAGACACUGGUCAGUCAGUGGUCAGGAUUGCUGGUGGCGGUGAUAUCCACAGACUGAAACUCUCUCUAGUUAUGAGUUUAUAUCACACUCAAGUGUCCCAGCCCGGAGUGGCUCAUUCGGCUCUCGGGUUAUCUAAUUCCCCCCUAAUCUAUGUUUACGGUGGCGAAGUCGGGGGUAUUAUUCCGGCUUUGGGAUUCGCAUCCACCCGGCGCGAGCCUCCGCAGAAACCUCCGUACAGCUACAUCGCGCUCAUCGCCAUGGCAAUCAAGAGCGCGCCGGACAAGCGCGCGACGCUCAGCGGGAUCUAUCAGUUCAUCAUGGACCGCUUCCCGUUUUACCAUGACAACAAGCAGGGAUGGCAAAACUCGAUCCGACAUAAUCUCUCCCUAAACGAUUGCUUCAUCAAAGUGCCCAGAGAGAAAGGGCGACCUGGCAAGGGCAGCUACUGGACGCUGGACACCAAAUGCCUGGAUAUGUUCGAGAACGGAAACUACCGGCGACGGAAGAGAAAAAGCAAAAUUCAGGACACUGGUGAUGCCAAAAUCAAGAGAAUCAGAGGGACGAUGAAUUUGACGUCUUUAUCCGUCCCUAAACUUCACCAUGGCACUCAUUCGGAGGAGCCGUCGAUUAUCGACGCAGCAAAGGCACACGAAUGUCACUCUCCUCAGAGAGACGCAAAUCUUCACGAGGCAACUCCAGAUGUGUCCACGCGCACCGAGAAUAACGCGACGUCUGACCGGAGUCUUGACCCAAACUGCUCGACUGCUGACAAAACCAACAAAGUUUCACCAAACCAAGUAAAUCGCACUAACGAACAGCCUUUUAACGAAAGCGAGACGGACAUCGCGCUGACACACGGCGCGCGCCGGGAUUACGUUGUUACCGCUACAGGUGUGAGCGCGCAAAGCGGGGAUGCCGAAUCGCACACUAAAAGAACAACAGAUAAAUCCAAGGAGUUUAGCAUUGAGAGUAUACUUUCGAAAAAGGAGAAUCCUCACCAGCGGAGAUACGGUGCCGGGGCGAAUGUCGCUUGCCUGGAGUCGCGUGAUUACGCGCUCACGUCCUCGCUGAUCGCACACGCGCAUCCGCAGCUGUAUCAACGUGGUUUCCCGUUAGGUUCUUACCUGUCUCUCACCUGUCCUGAUAAAACACUGAACUUUAUCGACAAAAUAGACGACAAGCUGUUUUUUUGACGACUCUUCCUAAAAGGAAAACAGAAACCAUUACAGAAAGUCUAAUAGAUUUAACAGUUAUAUUAAGAUUUGUUUUGGUUUUAACGGGAACUAUGGUCCCUACGGGUAGUGUUAUUUAGAAGAUGGGAACCAAUAGAAAACGAUUAAAUCCUACUAGAAUAAGACCCAAAAUACACUAUAGGCUAUACACCAGUUUUGUAAACACCUGAUGGUUCAUAAUGGAAACCAUCAGAAUUUAUAUUGCUUUUUUAUCAAUACAAAUUCUUAUUUUCUUUUAUUAUUCAUGACAGUUGACAAAAUACAGUUUAUAAAAUAUAUACUGGCCAUUGAGAAUAAGACUUAUUAUUAUUAUUAUUAUUAUUAUUAUAGUCACUACUAUUAUUGUUGUUGUGGUUACAGGAGUCGAUCUGGGUGGGCCUGUGUAAAGAACACUAUACUGUUAACAGUAGUUAAUUCUUCAGAUGUAUACUAUGAUCAAGAAAGCAUUCUUGCCAAACAUCCUGACCACAGAUGUUUGACUUUGUAACUAAGAACUGUUUAUUUGAACAACUGUGUUAUAUGGUCCUCUUUGCACUUAUGACAAAGACACGAAACAAAUAACAAAUUAUAUUGUGCUUUUGUUUGUCCCCUCCUCGACAACCACAGAUAGCUAUAAAAUUAUUUGUUGCUUAAAUUUAUACCUUGUUGAAAAACAACACAUUGGACAUUAAAGAUUGAUGUUAAAUUCAACUGAGAACACAA
Messenger RNA from Paramisgurnus dabryanus, 2175 nucleotides. It is a transcript of the gene foxl1, whose product is annotated as forkhead box L1. Gene Ontology annotation, biological process: regulation of transcription by RNA polymerase II; anatomical structure morphogenesis; cell differentiation. The record is from RefSeq and is a predicted model, not a curated record. Gene Ontology annotation, molecular function: DNA-binding transcription factor activity, RNA polymerase II-specific; RNA polymerase II cis-regulatory region sequence-specific DNA binding. NCBI's taxonomy places the organism in Eukaryota, Metazoa, Chordata, Actinopteri, Cypriniformes, Cobitidae.